UUUAUUCAGCAAGCAGCUCUCUGAGGGUCUGACAGAGCCUCCUGCAGUCACUCUGUGAACACAGACCUCGGCAUCUCCAGUAAAUUCACUUUCACAUCCACAGCAGACGCUCUCUCUCUCUACUUGGACUGGGCUUUUCAAACUCCGAGCAGGUCCUGGGUUCUCCUGGUGAUGACCUCAAUCCUGUGCCCUGGUAACACCUACACUGCGAUGAAGGACCUCUCCUCGUCUUCUUCUCCUCUCACCACCCUCCUCCACUACUCGUCCUCCAAGCCCUCCGUCGUGCCCUUCUCCUCUCCGGCGGGUCCUGCCUCGUUGCCGGGGGUCUCGCUGUCAGCCGCGCCGCUCUCCAAGCCGCAGCCGUUCUGUCUGCAGACGGGUCCGCACCUCAUAGCCAGCAUGCAGCUGCAGAAGCUCAACUCUCACUACCAGAGCCUCGCCUCGGGGGUCUCCGCCGGCCACUCGGCACCCGGCGGGACUCAGAAGACCUUCGGGGGCUCGCCGCUGAGCACGGCCGGCCAAUUCCUGGGGCCCUCCGGAGGCCUGGGCGGUGGCGGGAACAUGGGAGUGGGGAUCGGCAUGGCAGGCCAAGGCUCCGGAGCGGCCGGGAUUAUCGACUUUGACCCCGUGGACGAGGAAGUUCUCAUGUCUCUGGUGGUUGAGCUGGGUUUGGACAGGGCCAACGAGCUGCCGGAGCUCUGGCUGGGACAGAACGAGUUCGACUUCAUGUCAGACGUCCCGGCCGGAUGCUGACCAGCCAAAAGAAAGACAGAAACCCCGCACAAACAUUCGGAGACAGUGGAAUAGAUCGACAAAGAGAGAGAAGGCCUCUCUCACCGUUUCGUUUUUCUCUCCCCUAACUUUCUUGGUUGAUACGUUCAAGGAGAGAGUUCAAGAGGAUUCGCGCCGCCUUCCCGUUUCUGCUUUACCGUCACGAUGUUGCUCGUGGACAGGAAACUCUACGGAAAAAAAAGGACCUCUCUCUUUGAUUUGUUUUGCGAGUUUGUCUCGCCGUGACGUUCUCACUCGAAGAAAUUACCCAAAGCACACGCGGAGGACGUCCUCCUUUGUCCACCACUGUAUCUCUGGGCCUUAAUAAAAACCAGUCGACGAAUGCUGCACAGAAACACACAGGUCAACCUCUCGGAGGCCGAACUCUAAAGGCGAGCAAGGUGCACCUGUCGGAUCUGGGUCGGUGCAUAAAGAACGUGGGGGGAAAAAAGCGAACCAGGACUUACACAAAAAAAAAAAAAAAAGAAAAAAAAAGGAUGACAAACACUACGCUUCCUGUUUUCUUAAUAGACAAUAUUGAGCCUCCGCUCUCAUGGGAAAGAGACUUCAGCCUCUUUGGCUUCACAAAGAUCUGAUUGUCUGAGAACUGGUUAUCUCCACAUACUUCUUCUUCUUUCUUUUUUGUUUGAAUUUAGAUCAAGCAGUCGUGCCCUUGUUACUUAAGACAGCGGCUGAUUAUCCAAUCGGGGGGAGUCCUGGACAAGGGGACCUUCUAUAGUCGCUGUUUUUGUGAACAAAAUGAAUCAGAUUAAGGGACGUGGAAACUUUAGGAGCAUGUGACAUGAAUGCGGUGAAAAUGUGCAGAGCACGGCGCCGCUGGGACAACUGGAGCCUUUCGGUCGGUUCUAUGCCAAGCGAAGCUAAUGCGACGCAUUUCAUCUGUGGACAUAAACCGCGAGAUUCGGACACCUUCAGCAUCGUAGGUUUUUCUACUUUACCGCUCAGAUAGCUUUGUUAAAACAGCUUUGAUCAGCCCGGGCUAACCGUAAAAUUACUUUCCUUCAUUGUUUCCGAGGAGGCAGCAUGCUGCUUCAGCACUAUGCGUUUACACACCUUUGAUCCAGCGCAAAAGUUGUCGAGCUAAACUGUCACAAACAGUUUUUCUGGGUUUGAUUUGGUGUUGUACAAAUCUGUAACACCUUGCGUGAUUAACACCUUAGUCGUGCUCUGUAGCGAUCGGUAACUUUUUACUCUGGUGGGGGGCAGCCAACCACACACAUCGUCUUAUGGAGGAUCGAAACCACUUGCCUCUCGCUGCACAGAUCAUCCUCAUCCUUCGCCAGCUGAAUCGUCGACGUCAGAGGUGAGAUCGACGCAGCGGCUGUGCCUGGUCCACUCAGCUCAUGUGGACGCUCGAAGUAAACGGGAUCUGUUAAAGUUUGUGGAGAACAAACCUCCAGAGUUCUCUGUUCUUUUCUUUGUUUUGAAAAAUAAAAGUAAUUAGGAGGA
This is a messenger RNA of Poeciliopsis prolifica (blackstripe livebearer), 2241 nucleotides long. It is a transcript of the gene cited1, whose product is annotated as Cbp/p300-interacting transactivator, with Glu/Asp-rich carboxy-terminal domain, 1. The coding region runs from base 172 to 753 and encodes 193 amino acids. Lineage: Eukaryota; Metazoa; Chordata; Actinopteri; Cyprinodontiformes; Poeciliidae. The transcript is spliced from 2 exons. The record is from RefSeq and is a predicted model, not a curated record. Gene Ontology annotation, cellular component: nucleus. Gene Ontology annotation, biological process: regulation of DNA-templated transcription.